AUGGCGACUAAAGCGUGCGAUACGCUGCAUCUCAUAGCGGUAUUGUUGCUGUUCAUCAUCAACAUUUCAGUCAUCGAGCAAGAAGACGGUGUACCAGCAGAGGGGAGCAAGUAUGUUAAGCUAUGCGGCGACCAACCCGAUGAGAUCUGCAACCUGCCAGGUCUCAACGGCAGCCCGCACGUCCGCAUGCGGUCGGGCUACAUCACGGUGAAUGAGAUCAGCGACCGCCGGUUGUGGUACCUGGUGGCGGACCGGGAAGACCACGGCCGGGAUUCAAGUACGACAUCCAUGACGGCGGGUACGACAACUGAGGUAGCCGCGGAGGGGGAGGUUGCGGCGGCGGCGGCACCGGCUCCGGUGGUUCUGUGGUUGACCGGCGGCCCCGGAUGCAGCUCGCUGGAUGCCUUCAUUUACGAGCACGGCCCUUUCAAAUUCAGCUACGGAACCUCUUCUUCUUCAUCGUCGUCGUCGUCGUCGUGGUCUUUUUCUUCUUCUUCUUCUUCAAGACCGAAAGGAGAAGAAGGAAAUGGAGGAGGAGGAAAUGUUGAGGGGGGGAAAGAGCAGGAGCAUGUAGAGGGUGGUGCGGGGGAGCAGCGGCAGGAGGAGGAGGAGAAGAAGAAGAAGAAGGAACGACGGCCUGUGGUUCUGGAGCCCAACCCGUAUUCCUGGACCAAGGUGGCCACCAUCAUUUACGUGGACUCGCCCGCGGGAGCGGGUAUGUCGUACAGUGGCCGUCCUGACGUGGACUACCACACCAACGACGAGUACACCAUUGCCGAUCUUGUCGUAUUCCUGCAGGGCCUUACGGACCGAUACCCCGAGCUGGCUACGGCGCCCUUCUUUUUGGCAGGCGAGAGCUACGGCGGGGUGUUCGUGCCACUGCUGGCCCGGGAGCUGGUCCGUGUGAACAGGGAGCGGCGUCGGGAGGACAGAUCCCCCUUGGUGGACCUGCAGGGCUAUUCGGUGGGUAACCCGGUGACGGAUGAUGUGGUGGAUGGCAAUGCGCAGCUGUUCUUCGCCGCCGACAUGGGCUACUUGGACCCACCAUCGUGGAGGAGGAUGAGGGCCGCGUGCGGCGACAUGUUCUGGAACGCCACUCGAGGCACCGAGUGCUGGGACGCUCAGGGCGUGGUGAAGGAUGACUUGUGGGACCUGAACUGGUACGACGUGCUGGACUCCUGCGCCAAGUCCCCGGAUGAUGGUGGCGACGACGAGGAGGCGCUUGCUAAAUUAGGCAAUGACGGGGACACCGCUGCUGAUACUGCCAUCCGUAGCAGUAGCAGUGGCAGCAGCAGUGGGAGCAGCAGCAGUGGCAGCAGUAGCACCAGUGGUGGUGGUGGUGACCCAAGGUUCGGUCGGUCGGCUUCCAGCUUGGAGCGACGUUUCUACUGGCCGUUCACUGUCCGGAUGCGUACGACACCCUCGGAGAGUCGGAUCCAGAUCCAAAACGGGGUUGAAGACCAGGAGCAGCAGGACCGGGCGGAGCAGCAGCUGUUGGAGCCGGGUCGUCGAGGGGGUGUACGGCUGUGGGGGCCCUGGCUACGACAUGUCGUACCGUGCAUGGACCGCAGCAUUGCGCUGGACUGGUUGAAUCGAGACGAGGUCCGCUCCGCGCUGCACGCGGCUCCCUGGUCGGUUAUCGGCGGUUGGCAGCCGUGUAGUGACGUAUUGUACUACAGAUUGGAUACGAUGGACCUGGUUUCCGUACAUGAGGAGCUGGUGCGGGAGGGUCUCCGUGCACUGGUGUACAGCGGCGACCACGACAUGGUCGUACCGCACACCGGUACCCGGACAUGGCUGUACGACAAGGCGAAUCUGGGUCGUACGGAUGGUCCACUGCGCCCCUGGAUGCUGCACGGCCAGAUCGCCGGCUUCACAGCUCGUUUCGGAGCCGGUUCCGGUCUCCGGUUCGCCACCGUCAAGGGCGCCGGUCACAUGGUGCCGCAGAGCAAGCCCCUGCAGGCGUUACACCUCCUGAAGGCGUUUUUGUACGACAAGGAGCUGUGA
Molecule: messenger RNA, 2007 nt
Organism: Volvox carteri f. nagariensis
Lineage: Eukaryota; Viridiplantae; Chlorophyta; Chlorophyceae; Chlamydomonadales; Volvocaceae
Exons: 12
Coding region: 1-2007 (668 amino acids)
Biological process (GO): proteolysis; secondary metabolic process
Molecular function (GO): acyltransferase activity, transferring groups other than amino-acyl groups; serine-type carboxypeptidase activity
Source: RefSeq, a predicted model, not a curated record